AUGGUUGGUGCAUGGGAAAGAGAUGGCAGGCGUCUCCGCCGCGUGGGCUCGCUCAGUUCCUCGCACCUUUUCUUCCGGAGCGAUGAUCGACGCUCAGAAUCUGACCCAGUUUCUGUCCCCUACUGGCUGCACAGGCAAAAAGCUUUGGGAUUUCCAGAAGGUGCUUGCACAAUAGCCGAUACCAGGUCAGGGCUGAGCUAUCCAGCAGCUUUUGGUUAUCACUGGAACCACAUAGCUCAAGGUAAAGACCAACAAGAAGCCCUCAGCAGAGAGCAAGGCUUCCCAGUUUGUAGGGUGAUUUACAUUCAGGAGCUCCAUCAGCUGUACCUGUUUGAAAACCUGGGAGAACCUCUGGCCCUUGAGGUGCCUGCGGCAUUAAGAGCAUCCUGGCUGGGAGACCGAUUAAAUGUGCUACCUCCCAGCGCCUGCCUUUUUGAUGUUACAAAACUCAAAGUGCCGCAGACAAGAGCGCUAGUGUUUGUUAAAAUCCUCCUCUUCUAUGUGAUCUUCUACGGUUGCCUGGCAGGUAUCUUCAUUGGGACCAUCCAAGUGAUGUUGCUUACUGUCAGUGACUUUGAACCCAAAUACCAGGAUCGAGUGGCGCCUCCAGGACUGACGCAAGUUCCCCAGGUACAAAAGACUGAAAUUUCCUUUGUCGUCGCUGAUGCCAAGAGCUAUGACCCAUAUGUGAGGAACCUUGAGAGGUUUUUGGAGGACUACAGCGCUGAGCAACAGACUGACAACAUAGUCUUUCAGGACUGCGGGGAGAUACCUGCUGACUACAAAGACAGAGGACCAUACAACGAUAUCCAAGGCCAGAAGAAGGUCUGCAAGUUCAGGCGUGAAUGGCUGGAAAACUGCUCUGGGAUAAAUGACCCAACCUUUGGCUACAAGGAUGGCAAACCCUGCAUUCUAGUCAAGCUUAACAGAAUUAUUGGCUUCAAACCUAAGGCUCCGGCAAACGAGACUCUCCCUGCAGAGGUGGCAGCGAAGUUCAACCCCUACCUCAUCCCUGUGCACUGCAGCCCCAAGAGAGAAGAAGACACAGACAACGUGGGCACGGUGGAGUACUAUGGCAUGGGUGGCUACGCCGGCUUCGCCCUGCAGUACUACCCCUACUAUGGGAAGCUGCUGCAGCCGCGCUACCUGCAGCCGCUCGUGGCCGUGCAGUUCACCAACCUGACCUACGACAUGGAGGUGCGCGUGGAGUGCAAGGCCUACGGGCAGAACAUCCAGUACAGUGACAAAGACCGCUUCCAGGGACGCUUUGAUAUUAAAUUCGACAUCAAAAGCAGCUGAUUGUAAGCACAACCCUUUACCCCCCCGCCCCCGACCCCUACCCCCUAGCCCUUUAAAAAGGUUUAAAAGAACAAAGAAGUAAACCUACUAGUCUUGAACAAACUGUCAUACGUAUGGGACCUACACGUAAUCUAUAUGCUUUACACUAGCUUUCUGCAUUUACUAGGUUAGAAUGUAAACAAAGUGUAGCAAUAGCGACAAAUAUUUAUUCUACUGUAAAUGACAAAAACAAAAUUGAGCCUUGGGACAUGCCCAUUUUUACUGUAAAUUAUGAUUCCAUAACUGACUUGUAGUAAGCAGUGUUUCUGGCCCCUAAGUAUUGCUGCCUUGUGUAUUUUAUUUAGUGUACAGUACUAUAGGUGCAUACUCUGGUCAUUUUUCAAGCCAUGUAAUGUAUCUGUUUUCUACUUCUUGUGAGCAAAGACUUCUGCUGUCCAAGGUGUAAAUACUCAAUGGGACUAGAACUGGCAUGUUACUUUUAAUUAAUUUUUUUUUUUUUUUUGCAUUUUAAAAGAAAGGCCCACCCGUGAGACUCUAUUUAUAAACAGCACUCCAUAAGGCUUCUGACUUUUCUGUGGUGUUAGGGUAUUUUAUUUGGAGGGGCGGCAGGGGAAACUAACUUAAGUGACGCUGAAGAAACUAGCUGAUUGUGUACCGUGCUCGUAGCGAAUGCUGUCUCGCUCUUUCCCCCCUUCCCCUCAUCCUCCAGUAUGUUGCGUGAGAGACCUGGGUCAGACUAUCACUCUGCUCAGUGAUAGCCAUAACUCUUUGCUUUGUAUAUUUUCUUUCUUUUUUCCUGCUGGAGGCAUCGCACACUGUGGUGCUAAUGUCUUUUUUGAAUGUUUUAACCAUUUUCAUGGUGGAAGAAUUUUAUAUUUAUGCAGUUGUACAAUUUUAUUUUUUCUGCAAGAAAGUGUAAUGUAUGAAAUAAACCAAAGUCACAUGUUUGAAAAUAAAUCUUUUAUUUUAAACUUUAUAAAAGCAAUGCAGACCCCAUAAACUGAUGUUAAAUGUUGUCUAAAGUGCAAAACUCUAUGUUCUAACAUGUAAUAAAAUAGCCAGGAGUACAGUGCUCUUGUUUAUCUUGUAUUUCAGUCAGGUUGAAACAUUGGACAAAUAAAAAUGAAUGAACACACA
Messenger RNA from Tinamus guttatus (white-throated tinamou), 2436 nucleotides. The record is from RefSeq and is a predicted model, not a curated record. Lineage: Eukaryota; Metazoa; Chordata; Aves; Tinamiformes; Tinamidae.